This is a messenger RNA of Mesoplodon densirostris (Blainville's beaked whale), 1333 nucleotides long. It is a transcript of the gene RWDD2A, whose product is annotated as RWD domain containing 2A. The transcript has 3 exons. The coding region runs from base 211 to 1089 and encodes 292 amino acids. The record is from RefSeq and is a predicted model, not a curated record. Gene Ontology annotation, molecular function: protein binding. Lineage: Eukaryota; Metazoa; Chordata; Mammalia; Artiodactyla; Ziphiidae.
CGCCUGCGGAACUGCGGAUCCGCGUUGCGAGAGUGCUUGGGGCUGUUUCCUUUGAAUGACCGGGAAGGCUCUCGACGCGUAAUAGCGCUCCUGCAAAGCUGCUUGCACGGAAAGGGCGCUGCGGGAAAUUCCUCUGGACACCGCCGACGUAGACAAAUCCAGUGUCCCUGGGCCCUCCCGGUUUUCCUGACAGGUUGAUUCCAAGUCAGCAUGUCCGCUUCAAUGAACGAAUGCCUUCAACUUCAGCUGCUGGAGAUGGAAAUGCUGUUUUCUAUGUUUCCUAACCAAGGAGAAGUAAAACUUGAAGAUGUCAAUGCCCUGACGAAUAUAAAGAGAUAUUUGGAAGGCACAAGAGACGCACUGCCACCAAACAUCGAAUUUGUGAUUACACUCCAGAUGGAGGAGCCCAAGGUGAAAAUUGACUUGCAAGUAACCAUGCCUCACAGCUACCCCUAUGCAGCACUGCAGCUAUUCGGACGGUCAUCCGAACUUGACAGACAACAGCAGCUCCUUCUCAACAAAGGUCUCACUUCUUACCUAGGGACUUUUGAUCCAGGUGAGCUGUGUGUGUGUGCAGCCAUCCAGUGGUUGCAGGACAACAGUGCCUCCUACUUCCUGAACAGGAAGCUCGUGUACGAACCAUCUACACAAGCAAAGCCAGUCAAGAACACAUUCCUCCGAAUGUGGAUCUACAGUCACCAUAUAUAUCAGCAGGACCUACGAAAAAAGAUUUUGGAUGUCGGGAAAAGGUUAGAUGUGACAGGAUUUUGCAUGACGGGAAAGCCGGGGAUAAUCUGUGUGGAAGGCUUCAAAGAGCACUGUGAGGAAUUCUGGCACACAAUUAGGUAUCCCAACUGGAAACACAUUUCCUGUAAGCACGCCGAGAGUAUCGAAACAGAAGGAAAUGGGGAGGACCUGCGCCUUUUCCAUUCUUUUGAAGAAUUACUUCUUGAGGCCCAUGGUGACUAUGGCUUAAGGAAUGACUAUCACAUGAAUCUGGGCCAGUUCUUAGAAUUUCUCAAAAAACACAAAAGUGAGCAUGUUUUCCAGAUAUUAUUUGGUAUCGAAAGCAAAAGUUCUGGCUCCUAGGAAGCUAUUAAGAGACCUAAGCUUGUAAUCUCGCUAAGUUAGUAUCUCUGUUAGUAAGACCAAAAUAAAAGGACCAGUGGCUGUUAAGCGUCAUCUGUGGGGAAGCUAGCUCCAGCAUUUUUCCCUGGAAAUGAAACACGGAAGGCUUUUAACUUUGUAACAGUGCAAUUGUGAUGUUACCUCUAUGUUCUUGUGUUCACUGAAAGCUAUUUAAUGGUAAAUUAAUAAAAACCUGUCAGUUAAA